Molecule: messenger RNA, 2530 nt
Organism: Tympanuchus pallidicinctus (lesser prairie-chicken)
Lineage: Eukaryota; Metazoa; Chordata; Aves; Galliformes; Phasianidae
Gene: PP2D1
Product: protein phosphatase 2C like domain containing 1
Exons: 3
Coding region: 101-2338 (745 amino acids)
Biological process (GO): protein dephosphorylation
Molecular function (GO): protein serine/threonine phosphatase activity
Source: RefSeq, a predicted model, not a curated record
AUAGUAACAUUUAUAAACACCAAUGUCACUACAAAUGCAGUGUUGCCUGCUAUCAUGGAGAAGCAGCUUAAAAAGAAAACACGCUUAAACUGCAGAUAGAAUGACAUGGGAGGAAAAAUCACAGGACAAAGCAAGACCACCCAAUGAUGAACUCUGCAGAGAUGAGGAAGAUCAUCUGGAGAAGAUCAUGAUAGCAUCUGAGAAUGCAGAUGCCACAGGCAUUUCAAUUCUCUGCUCAGCGUGUCAACAAGCAAUAUAUCCACACCAUUUUUUUCAUCACAAAAAAACCCACAAAGCUCUAACUUUGUUGGGCUGUGACAGCUCACAAACAAGGGUGGAUGCUAAAACACUUUUAGCUCAGCGACAGAAGCUAAUUUCAAAAGUGACCGAGCUUCCUAAGAAUUCUGAAAGACAUCGGCAGAAGAUCAACACUUCAUUUGAAUUUCUUAUGGAUGGUCACGCUCCUAGAUUGUGUUGUGAUCACAAUACAAACAGUGUUAACACUCUCAAGGAAGUAAAGAAUUCAUCAAUAAAAGCAUUAUCAAUUAGUGAAGAUAAAAAUUCCAUAUGGCAGAGAGACAUGGAAGACAGAUUUUUUGUAGUGGACAACUAUGGAAGUAGGACAGAUACAUGUUUUCUGGGACUAAUUGAUGGGCACCAUGGAAUGACAGCUGCAGAAACAGUUGCAGCAGAGCUUCCACUUUUAUUUCUUGACCAGCUUGCUCAAACAGACCCCUCCUACAAAAUGACCAAGGAGGAAAGGCAAAUUCUAGACUCUCUUGCCACUGUAAUCACGGAAGACUACAGGGAAAAAGAGAGGAUUUUCUCUGACAGACAGGAGAACAAGACCCAUAAGACAAAUACUUACGAAUGGAUUCACAAAGCAUACACCAAGGCCUUCUGGAGAAUGGACAGACUUUUACAGCUAGGAAGGAAUGAGGUUUCCAGAGUUCGAUGGAGUGGCUGUUCAGCUGUAACCUGUUUGAUGGAAAGACUCCCCAGUGAAAAUACGGAUGACACUGAACACUUUGAAAACAGUUUGCAAAGUUCAUUAACUAGGACAACUGAGGAUGUUGCUGGGCUCCUGCACAUUGCUAACAUAGGUAACGUACACGCUGUUUUGUGUAAAAACGGCAAGAGUUAUCGCCUCUCAGAAGAGCACAGCACUUCUAAUGUAAGGGAGAAAAAACGCAUACUUCAGAAUGGUGGAAACAUCAGCCCUAAUGAACCAGAUGGAUUAGUAGAGGGUCACCUUAGAACUACAAGAGGUCUUGGAUAUCAUGGAGAUCCCGCACUAAAAGGAUCCGUGAUUCCCGUACCUCAUAGCAUCUCUGUCCCAAUUGACGAUUCCUGUCAAUUUCUUAUUUUAGCUUCUAACGGGCUGUGGGAGGUUCUGGAUUACAACGAAGUGUGUGCGCUAACACUAACAACAUUCACUCAUUAUCUGAGAACGUAUGAACGCAUUCAACAAAACGGGGCUUCUCUGUAUAACUGCCUGUAUUUGUUACCCUGCUCUGAAGAAGAGUUAAGUGACUCAAAGGCUACAAAUUAUCAGCAAGUUGGAACAGAGAUGCAGGACUCCAGUAUGGAGAUUUUUCUCCCUGACUCAAAAAGCAGCACUACACACGGAAAGCCAAGAUGUUCUAGGAUGAGCUAUUUGCAAAGUGAAAAUGGAGAUGUUCCUAAGGAAACUGAUGACCACAAAAAUCAAGCUGAUCCAGAACUGACACUUUUUAGUAAUGAUGAGAUAGGUCCAGAGAAAAGAGGGAUAAAACAGUCUGAUUCUAGCACACAAAUCAGCUCUGAAGAAAUGAAGCAGUCAGAGGACAGAAAAGUUUAUCUACGUAACAGUUCUCAGCCACAUUCACAAACCACAGCACCAGAAGAAACAGACAUUAUCCAUGCAACUAGUCCAAGUUACAUCCACAAACAGCUGCCAAAUAAACUGACAGUAAGGCCUGAAGACAUGAAACAGACUCAAAAUUGUACAAAAGCAUCUCUCUCUAUUUAUGACUCAGAUCUACAACAGGCUGAAAAAACAAAUUCUAAGAUAUCACAUGCCAAGCCUGUAGGUUAUACUGGCCACCAACUGCUGAAGGCUCCAUUGCCAGUGGAUUGUAAGACACCUACACAUUUUGAAGAAGACAUAAAAACAUACCUGGCCAGUUGUGAAUCACAAAUUGCAGGAAAAGGUGGGGUCACUUCCAAGGCACUCUAUGACAAUGCAGCAAGCUACAUCAGUGAACAAUUGGUAAAGGCUGCAUUACAUGCAGGUUCAAGAGAUAAUAUUACUAUUUUGAUUGUACUUCUAAACGGAUGUGAUAAGUUACCCAACUAACUAAACAUUUAAGAGGUAUCAUAUGACAAAUGGAGUUUCACACAGCACGAGCAUAUAUUUAGCUGUGUCAUGAAGUUACUUGCAAUCACCUUAAAUGCUGACCCAUAUAGCAAAUCAGACGUGCUCUCAAACUGUUCAAAUGAAAUAAAUACCUCUGAAACUCGCAGUAAGAAACAGUAAUCAGACUUUUUU